AUGGGUUCCCGGCACAACACCGACGAGCUUAUGGGCGAAGAGGAGCUCGAUGCCUCCUUCUCGGUCGACUCAUUUUUCGCCGAAGAAGCUGCCACACCUGCUGUCUCGGCUCCUCCCCCCGCUAAGCGCGUCUGUGCUGCCGGAUCCUCCAGUUCUGCGCCUGUGGCUCCCCCUGUGGCUUCGGUGUUGCCGCCUGUCACCCCGGUAACGGCUCCCAUGGCUGGUCCCUCCACGGCAGCGCCUGCUCCCUCGGCGUCUACCCAGGAUGCUAACCCUGUUAUUGCCCUUGCUAUUACCGGUUGUUACUCACGUCUUCGACGUAACCGUGACUCUGUGGGAGUUGUUGUUGCGGCCCUCGCCCGCGACACUGAUGCUGUUGUUGUUCUUCUCUUCCCUAAGGCCCUGGAAGCCCAUCGCAGCCGGAUCAUCACCCGCGUCCGUAGCAUCCUCCGCGGGCGUGAUUUCGCUGGUGGUCGCGUCCCUGUGUUCGAAGCAUCUGCUGGUGAUCUCCUGCGCCUUCCCCGCAAGUCGUACUGCCGCCACACAAUUCAGUGGCCGACGGUUGACGAUGCGAAUCGCUUCAAGCGCAUGCUCCCGAUCACAUACCGCUCCUCCGAAGGACCAACGGCCGAAAUCAAGGUUUUCCAGGAUCCUGCCCCGGACUUCUCGGCGGCCAAGGCCCGCGGCGAGACGGUUCUGAUUCUGCGCAACGUUCCUGUGGGGUUUGCUGUCCGCACGCUCCACUUCUUGCUGAUGACUAGCUCCACGGAGGGGGUUCGCUGGCUUGGUGACCUUCUUUUCUUCCACAAGCUAUUUGAUCCUUACGAGGAAUCAUUCUUACCUCAGAUGCUUGGCAUUGCUAUUGCCUCCCCUAACGACCCCCUCUUUGAAGCCAUCCCUGCUGUCAUAUGGGUGCCAGGAGUUCAGGAACCUAUCCUGGUGAAUGUGUCUUCGCACUCAUGCGCUGUGUGCACUAGUAACCAUCGUACGCGCGACCACAGCAGCUUCGCUGCAGUGAGGAGGAACCGCAUCGCUAAUCCGUACCUCAUCACCAUGAGGCAGCUCCAGAAUGUUAAUGGUAACUAUUUCCAUUGCCGCUCCCUACCUGCCCCCCUGCCUUUUACACCCAGGAUCAUUGGCCAGCACCCCGUAGUGGCUUCCUUCAAGGCCGACCCUGGUACCUUCUUCAUUGGGACGGAUCUCGAGGUGGAAGUCUGGUCUUGCGCUCUGUGCUCUUUCUGCUGCGGUUGGGCUUUGGACAGUGUGAUGGAGCAUAUUGCCAGCCCCGCUCAUCAGAACGCUAUCCAGCUGGCUUCUGGCAACAUCACGCCCCUGGAGGAGUACGGGGAUGUGAAAGCCCAUGUUUUCAAUCAGAACGGGACGAUCGCCACCUUCCUUGUGCAGGGUUAG
Molecule: messenger RNA, 1410 nt
Organism: Closterium sp. Naga37s-1
Lineage: Eukaryota; Viridiplantae; Streptophyta; Zygnematophyceae; Desmidiales; Closteriaceae
Source: the annotation of a GenBank genome assembly